GGAGACACCACAAAGGGAAGGACAGGGUUUCUCUCAAAUACUACUGAAAAUAACACAUCUUGGUGGCCAGAGCCAUGGACAGUCAAAGGUAUUGGGCAUUUCUCCUCUGGUUAGCAAAACUCAGUUGAGUUCUUGUGUUUCUCUCAAGAAACCAGUGGGCGGGUUAGGUAGAUCCUCCAAACCUGCCCAUCUCCCUCAGAAAACUUAGAGCCAUUCUCCCAGUACUGUGAAUAUUUGCUGUGCCUUGGCAUACUUUCAUGGGAGAAGAGACAGAAGCAAAGGUUCUGUCCUUCACGAUGCCAUCUCUCCGCUCAGCCUGAAUCAGUCACGAUAAUCCUCAAGGUGACUAGAAGAAAAGGAGGGGCUAGUGACCUCCGAGGAAAGAGUUUGGCAGAAGCAGCUUGAGGGAGACUGUUGUGAUGUUCGGCCGUCCCCUCUUGUGCGCAUGCAGCUCCUACCACAGCUAACCUUUACACCUGGUGCUCUAGAGACAAAGCUAAAGGACACUUCUCUGUGAAGGUGAGCACUGCAGAUGUUUUGCACAUGAGCCCUGAAGGGAGCCUCUGAUACAUUGCCUAUAGCAAGAAGAAGGGGCCAACCUGAAGAAAAACAUGCCAUCUGCACUUGCUUUCGUCCUACUUGUUCUCAACAUCAGCCUCCUGAAGGGACAGUCACCACCAGGGAAACCUGAGAUCCACAAAUGUCGCUCUCCUGACAAGGAAACAUUCACCUGCUGGUGGAAUCCUGGGACAGAUGGAGGACUUCCUACCAAUUAUUCACUGACUUACAGCAAAGAAGGAGAGAAAACCACCUACGAAUGUCCAGACUACAAAACCAGCGGCCCCAACUCCUGCUUCUUUAGCAAGCAGUACACUUCCAUCUGGAAAAUAUAUAUCAUCACAGUAAAUGCCACGAACCAAAUGGGAAGCAGUUCCUCGGAUCCACUUUAUGUGGAUGUGACUUACAUCGUUGAGCCAGAGCCUCCUCGGAACCUGACAUUAGAAGUAAAACAGCUAAAAGACAAAAAAACAUAUCUGUGGGUAAAAUGGUCCCCACCCACCAUAACUGAUGUGAAAACUGGUUGGUUUACAAUGGAAUAUGAAAUUCGAUUAAAGCCUGAAGAAGCAGAAGAGUGGGAGAUCCAUUUUACAGGUCAUCAAACACAGUUUAAAGUUUUUGACCUAUAUCCAGGGCAAAAGUAUCUUGUCCAGACUCGCUGCAAGCCAGACCAUGGAUACUGGAGUAGAUGGAGCCAGGAGAGUUCCGUUGAAAUGCCAAAUGACUUCACCUUGAAGGACACAACCGUGUGGAUCAUUGUGGCCAUUCUCUCUGCUGUCAUCUGUUUGAUUAUGGUCUGGGCAGUGGCUUUGAAGGGCUAUAGCAUGAUGACCUGCAUCUUUCCACCAGUUCCUGGGCCAAAAAUAAAAGGAUUUGAUACCCAUCUGCUGGAGAAGGGCAAGUCUGAAGAGCUGCUGAGUGCCUUGGGGUGCCAAGACUUUCCCCCUACUUCUGACUGUGAGGACUUGCUGGUGGAGUUCUUAGAAGUUGAUGACAAUGAGGACGAGCGGCUAAUGCCAUCCCAUUCCAAAGAGUAUCCAGGUCAGGGUGUUAAGCCCACACACCUAGAUCCCGACAGUGACUCUGGUCACGGAAGCUAUGACAGCCAUUCUCUUUUAUCUGAAAAGUGUGAGGAACCCCAGGCCUACCCCCCUACUUUGCACAUCCCUGAGAUCACUGAGAAGCCAGAGAAUCCUGAAGCAAAUAUUCCUCCCACCGUGGACCCCCAAAGCACCAACCCCAAUUUUCAUGUAGAUGCACCCAAAUCUUCAACAUGGCCAUUACUGCCUGGCCAACACAUGCCCAGAUCUCCUUACCACAGUGUUGCUGAUGUGUGCAAGCUAGCCGGAAGUCCUGUGAAUACACUGGACUCUUUCUUGGACAAAGCAGAGGAAAAUGUUCUAAAGUUGUCUAAAGCCCUUGAGACUGGAGAGGAAGAAGUGGCUGAGCAAAAAGGGGCAAAAAGCUUCCCUUCUGACAAACAAAACACACCUUGGCCGCUGCUCCAGGAGAAAAGCCCCACUGUCUAUGUUAAACCCCCAGAUUAUGUGGAGAUUCACAAAGUCAACAAAGAUGGAGUGCUAUCAUUAUUCCCCAAGCAGAGAGAAAACAACCAGACAGAGAAGCCUGGGGUUCCUGAAACCAGUAAGGAGUAUGCCAAGGUGUCUGGCAUUACGGAUAACAAUAUCCUCGUAUUAGUGCCAGACUCACGAGCCCAGAACACAGCGUUGCUCGAGGAAUCAGCCAAGAAGGCUCCACCAUCGUUUGAAGCUGACCAAUCUGAGAAAGAUCUGGCCAGCUUCACUGCAACCUCAAGCAACCGCAGACUCCAACUGGACUGGUUCUCCAAGCAAAUACAAGGUGGAUCUGUACCUGGCCCUUCCUGGAGGAUUCCAGAAACUGGACAAUGCAGGGGAACUUGACUACUGAAGCUGCAGACUCAAAUAGGAGCCUCUCAAAAUGGGUUCUACCACCAUCGCAACAAAUGCUGAGAACAAGACAGAAAUUUCCCAGUGCCAAUAAUCUAGUAUCCAGGACGCCUGCCUGGUUAGACUUUAAAUUUGCUCAAUGACAAACGAGAUCAGUGUUAAUUGUGUUUCUUGAGCAGCUCUCGUUUGUUUUUCUCUUUUGUCAGCCUCAGCCAUCUGCCAUCUUGAUCCCUCAGUCUCACGUGGUGAUAUCUAUCUUUCUGUGUGUGUGUGUAUCUCUGUGUGUCUCUCUGUGUCAUCUCUCUGUCUCUAUGUGUCUCUGUUCCUCUGUGUCUUCCUUUGUCCUUUGUGUUCUCUCUCUCUCUCUCUCUCUCUCUCUCUCUCUCUCUCUCUCUCUCUCUCCAACUUGCUUCAUGCUUUUCUGGGCUUGAGUGUGCUUAAGAAAACACAUUUUACGAUCAUCAGAAUAACCCCCCCUUUAAAUAAAAAACUGUCAUAAUCA
Rattus norvegicus (Norway rat) is the source of this 2988-nucleotide messenger RNA. RefSeq names its product prolactin receptor (gene Prlr). Gene Ontology annotation, molecular function: cytokine receptor activity; peptide hormone binding; prolactin receptor activity. The record is from RefSeq and is a predicted model, not a curated record. Gene Ontology annotation, cellular component: membrane; cell surface. Gene Ontology annotation, biological process: prolactin signaling pathway; positive regulation of cold-induced thermogenesis; negative regulation of apoptotic process. NCBI's taxonomy places the organism in Eukaryota, Metazoa, Chordata, Mammalia, Rodentia, Muridae.